This is a messenger RNA of Linum tenue, 1248 nucleotides long. The record is from the annotation of a GenBank genome assembly. Lineage: Eukaryota; Viridiplantae; Streptophyta; Magnoliopsida; Malpighiales; Linaceae.
AUGAGAUUGAUGAAGGAAGCAACGUGCUGGAGCAUCAGGGACGGCAAAUCAACAAGCUUCUGGAAACAACCUUGGCUGGAAAAUGGUGUCCUCUUGGAGGAGUUCUGCCUUACUGAUCUUACAGAGGAAGAUAGAAACUCCACAGUGGCUGAAUGGACAACACAGGAAGGAAUGGAAGCUCCCAAACCUGAUCUUGGCGAGGAUAAAACUAUCUGGGGACUGGAAAAAGAUGGACGCUUCAGACUGAAGUCUGCCUACAGGCUUGCUGCUGAUGAGCUGAAGGCUGCUCCAAACGGCAAAUGGAAAAAACUCCGGCAAUGGAGGGGCCCAAAUCGGAUUAAGCACUUCCUCUGGCUAGUCCUUCACGAUCGAAUCUUCACCAACAAAGAAAGGGCCAGGAGGAAACUUACCCAGGACAGCUCAUGCCAGCAUUGCAAGGAGCAUGAGGAAACUGCUGAACAUAUUAUUCGCAGUUGCAAGAAAGCUAGGAGCAUUUGGGGAAAAAUGCAUAACAAAGUUGUUGAGAAGAAUUGCAGGUUACCCUUUCAUGAAUGGCUGCUUGUCAAUCUACAGCAGGAGGAAACAGGAGUGGAUUUUGGUAUUGUCUGCUGGCAUUUAUGGAAGCAAAGGAACGAAGAGACAAUUGAUGGGAAGAACUACUCUAAAGACGGCCUGGUGGUGAGAAUUCAAGCCUGGUUUAGAGUUGUCCAACAAGCAAAGGAGGACAUCAGAAAGACGUCUAGCUUCCAGAAUGUGUCUCCCACCACAUUGCACAUUGGUUGGGAGCCUCCAGAAAUAGGAGCAGUAGCUGCUGGAGGACUUCUCAGGGAUCACCUGGGACACUGUGUAGAAGCGUUCACCUGCAACCUUGGGAGAUGCUCCAUCACUGCAGCAGAGUUAAAAGGUGUUGUUGAGGGACUAAAGAUUGCUUGGAACAGGGGCUAUCGAAAGGUUCACCUCAAGAUGGACUCCACUACAGCAAUUGAGGUCAUAAGAAACAGAGAGAAUGAAGAUCACAGACAUGGCAGCAUUGCUCGCCAAUUCAGACAGCUCCUCAACCUUGAAUGGGAGGUUAAAAUUGAUCACGUGUACAGAGAGGCCAAUUUUGCAGCCGACUACUUGGCGAAUCUCGGCCAUGAUUUCCAUUUUGGUACACACAAUCUCAAUGUGCGAGAUUCUUGUUUAUUUCAAUGGCUUUGUCAUGAUGUAAUGGGAAUAUCCCAUGAACGUUUAGUUAAUAUGAUAUAG